AUGCCUUGCUCCAAGCAACCUAAUUACUUCCAGAGCAUGAUGGUUCUGCAGUGGCCCUUAAGCUACCUUACUAUAUUUUUUAUCUUGCAGCCACUGUUCUUUUGCCUGCUGUUUACAUUCUUGUGGCCACUACCAGCCCUUUACUUAGCCUGGUUGUUCCUGGACUGGAAGACCCCUGAGCAAGGUGGCAGGCGUUCAGCCUGGGUGAGAAACUGGUGUGUCUGGACCCACAUUAAGAACUAUUUCCCCAUUACGAUCCUGAAGACUAAAGACCUAUCACCUGAGCACAACUAUGUCAUGGGGGUGCACCCCCAUGGUCUCUUGACUUUUGGUGCCUUCUGCAACUUCUGUACUGAAGCCACAGAUUUCUCGAAGAUCUUCCCAGGCAUCACUCCUCACUUGGCUACACUGUCCUGGUUCUUCAAGAUCCCCCUAAUUAGGGAUUACCUCAUGGCCAAAGGUGUGUGCGCUGUGAGUCAGCCAGCCAUUGACUACCUGCUGAGCCAUGGCCAUGGCAACCUCGUGGGCAUUGUAGUGGGAGGCGUGGGAGAGGCCCUGCAAAGCGUGCCCAACACCACCAACCUCAUCCUCCAGAAUCGCAAGGGGUUUGUGCGCACAGCCCUCCAGCAUGGGGCUCAUCUGGUUCCCACCUUCACUUUUGGAGAAACUGAGGUGUAUGACCAGGUGCUGUUUCCUAAGGACAGCAUGAUGUACAAGUUCCAGAGCCUGUUUCGCCGUACGGUUGGUUUCUAUUUUUGUAUCUUUUAUGGACAAAGCUUCCGCCAAGGAACCAUUGGACUCCUACCAUACUCUCGACCUAUCAUCACUGUGGUUGGGGAGCCUCUGCCACUGCCGAAAAUUGAAAAGCCAAGCCAUGAGAUUGUGGAUAAAUACCAUACACUCUAUAUGGAUGCCGUGCACAAACUGUUUGACAAACAUAAGGUCCAGUAUGGCUGCUCAGAGACACAAGAGCUGGUUUUCCUGUGA
Messenger RNA from Chrysochloris asiatica (Cape golden mole), 987 nucleotides. It is a transcript of the gene AWAT1, whose product is annotated as acyl-CoA wax alcohol acyltransferase 1. Gene Ontology annotation, cellular component: endoplasmic reticulum membrane. The record is from RefSeq and is a predicted model, not a curated record. Gene Ontology annotation, biological process: lipid metabolic process. Lineage: Eukaryota; Metazoa; Chordata; Mammalia; Afrosoricida; Chrysochloridae. The transcript has 7 exons. Gene Ontology annotation, molecular function: long-chain-alcohol O-fatty-acyltransferase activity. The coding region runs from base 1 to 987 and encodes 328 amino acids.